Messenger RNA from Papaver somniferum (opium poppy), 327 nucleotides. Its product is annotated as eggshell protein 1-like. NCBI's taxonomy places the organism in Eukaryota, Viridiplantae, Streptophyta, Magnoliopsida, Ranunculales, Papaveraceae. The coding region runs from base 1 to 327 and encodes 108 amino acids. The transcript has 2 exons. The record is from RefSeq and is a predicted model, not a curated record.
AUGGAGAUGAUGGUGGCGCAGCGACGGGCAUUUCUAAAGUCGCUCAAGGAUUAUGGUGACGAUGAUGAUGAUGACGACCCACGGGAUUAUCGUUUCCAUGGUGAGGAUGGUGGUGGUGAUGAUGAUUACCAUGGUGGUGCUGAUGAUGACCAACUGGAUUAUCGCUUCCAUGGUGGUGGUGAUGAACCACUGGGUUAUCGUUUCCAUGGUGAUUAUGAUGGUGGUGAUGAUGGCCCACUGGAUUAUUGCUUCCACUGUGGUGGUGGUGGCGGUGGUGGUGGCGGUGACCUCUAUGGUGAUGAAGGUGGUGGUGAUGAACCAUUAUAG